CGUGCAUGAAACUGCUUUGCCAAAGUUAGAAAAGGGAAGGCUGGAGAGAGUAACGGCGAGAGGUUAUUGGGCAAACCAUGAGCUCGCUGUUUCCUGCCACCGGCCACUAUAACACUCCUCUGUGCCUGCCUUUGAGUUCCUCGUUCUGGACCCAAGGAAACCGCCGCGAGAGGAAACGGACGCAGCUUCGGUGGAGGAGGAGGAGGAGGAGGAGGGACCGAGGAAGGCUGAAGGGGAAGGAGUCCAGAGGGGCCUCGACCAAGGAGCAGCGGCCGGCCGAGGCGCAGGAGGUUGAAUCUGGCACAGGCGUCAGGCGACGGAUACUCCGUGGAGAGGAAAGGAGGAUGUGGGGGGAGACAGACCAGACUGUCUCUGAAUCCAGAGGAGGCCCGGAUGUCCCCAAGGCUGGGAGCAGAAGGGAAUUGGGGGAAGCAGGAAUUCAGGAGAGCCCAGGAGACCAGAACGCCCUCCCUCCAGACGAGCAUGGACAGCAGUUCUGGCACUUCUCCUACCGGGAGGCGGAGGGCCCCCGAGAGGUGUGCAGCCAACUCCACCACCUUGGCUGCCAGUGGCUGGAGCCAGAGAGGCGCAGCAGGAAGGAGAUGCUGGACUUGGUGGUCCUGGAGCGCUUCCUGGCUGUCCUGCCCCCGGAGAUGCAGAGCUGGGUCAGGGAAUGUGGGACAGAGAGCAGCUCACAGGCGGUGGCCCUGGUGGAAGGCUUCCUCUUGAGCCAGGCGCAGGACAGGGAUCAGGACCAGCAGGUGCAGGAGGAGACCACGCAGGGGACUUUCCACAGAGGAGCUUUUCUUGGUGGUGCCCUAAAACCUGCAAUCGAUUCUUUGCCAUCCCUUUCUGGCAGAGAGAAAGCGGCUCCUGUGCAGCCUACUCAGGGCCUGGUGACCUUUGAGGAGGUGCGUGUUCAGUUCUCCGAGGAGGAGUGGGCUCUGCUGGAUCCGGACCAAAGAAGGCUUCACAGGGACGUCAUGGAGGACAAUUGUCAGAAUGUGGCCUCUCUGGAGCAGGAUGGUCUCCAGAGCAAGGCCAUGGGAGAACUACAGCACCGCCUGCACGAUGAAAAGCAGCAGAAAAGAAACACUGAAACCCAACAGAAGAGUGGGAAUGAACGUUCUGUUUUGUGGGUUGCUGAAUCCCAGGUGGUUGAUCCACACCAAAGAGUUAACACAGAGGAGAAACCUCACGAAUGCUUGGAACAUAGAAGGAACUUAGUUUGGAAAGGAAACCUUACUGGCCAUCAACAACUCAGAACAGGGGAAACACAAAAAUGCCUGGAAUGUGGGAAGAGCUUUGCUCAGAGUUCACAACUCACUGUCCUUCAGAAAAUCCACACUGGAGAGAAACCACAUAAAUGCUUGCAGUGCAAAAAGAGUUUUUGUCAGAGUUCACAGCUUAUUAUCCAUCAACGCAUCCACACUGGGGAGAAAUCACAUAAGUGCUUAGAAUGUGGAAAGAGUUUUACAAGGAGUGACCGUCUAGCUACUCAUCAACGUAUCCACACUGGGGAGAAACCAUAUGAGUGCCUAGAAUGUGGAAAGAGUUUUACGAGGAGUGACCAUCUAGCUGUUCAUCAACGUAUCCACACUGAGGAGAAACCUUAUCAGUGCCUGGAAUGUGGAAAGAGCUUUGCUCAGCAUUCACAGCUUACUUGUCAUCAACGAAUUCACACUGGGGAGAAACCAUAUCAGUGCCUGGAAUGUGGAAAGAGCUUUGGUGAGAGUUCAAAGCUUACUAGCCAUCAGCGUAUCCACACUGGGGAGAAACCGUAUAAGUGCCUGGAAUGUGGGAAGAGCUUUGCUUGGAGUUCGGCGCUUACUAGCCAUCAACGUAUCCACACAGGGCAGAAACCAUAUAAGUGCCUGAAAUGUGGAAAGAGCUUUGCUCAUAGUUCAGAGAUUAUUGUCCACCAACGCAUCCACACUGGUGAGAAACCAUAUAAAUGCUUGGAGUGUGGAAAGAGCUUUUCUCAGAAUUCUAGCCUAACAUCUCAUGGAAGAAUUCACACUGGAGAGAAACCAUAUAAAUGCUUGGAGUGUGGGAAGAGCUUUGCUCAGAGUUCACAGCUUACUACCCAUCAAAGUAUCCACACUGGGGAGAAACCAUAUAAGUGCCUGGAAUGUGGAAAGAGCUUUGCUCAUAGUUCAGAGAUUAUUGUCCAUCAACGCAUCCACACUGGGGAGAAACCAUAUAAAUGCUUGGAGUGUGGAAAGAACUUUGCUCAGAGUUCACAGCUUACUAGCCAUCAACGUAUCCACACUGGGGAGAAACCACAUAAGUGCCUGGAAUGUGGAAGGAGCUUUGCUUGCAGUUCGCAGCUUAUUAUCCAUCAACGCAUCCACACUGGGGAGAAACCAUAUAAGUGCCUGGAAUGUGGAAAGAGUUUUACAAGGAGUGACCAUCUGGCUUCUCAUGGACGAAUCCACACCGGGGAGAAACCAUAUAAAUGCCUGGAAUGUGGAAAGAGCUUUGCUCAGAGUUCGGUGCUUACUAGUCAUCAACAUAUCCACACUGCAGAGAAACCAUAUAAAUGUCUUGAAUGUGGGAAAAGCUUUGCCCAGAGUGGUACCCUAGCUUCUCAUGGACGAAUUCACACUGGGGAGAAACCAUAUAAGUGCCUGGAAUGUGGAAAGAGCUUUGCUCAUAGUUCAGCGAUUAUUGUCCACCAACGCAUCCACACUGGGGAGAAAACAUAUAAAUGCUUGGAGUGUGGAAAGAGCUUUCCUGAGAGUUCAAAGCUUACUAUCCAUCAACGCAUCCACACUGGAGAGAAACCAUAUAAGUGCCUAGAAUGUGGAAAGAGCUUUGCUCAGCAUUCACAGCUUACUCGUCAUCAACAUAUCCACACUGCAGAGAAACCAUAUAAGUGCCUGGAAUGUGGAAAGAGCUUUGCUCAGAGUUCACAGGUUAUUGUCCAUCAAUGCAUCCACACUGGGGAGAAACCACAUAAGUGCCUGGAAUGUGGAAAGAGCUUUGCUUAUAGUUCAGAGGUUAUUGUUCAUCAACGCAUCCACACUGGGGAGAAACCAUAUAAAUGCUUGGAGUGUGGAAAGAGCUUUUUUCAGACUUCAAAGCUUACUACCCAUCAACGCAUCCACACUGGGGAGAAACCAUAUAAGUGCCUAGAAUGUGGAAAAGCCAUUGCUCACAAUAUAAACCUUACUGCCCAUCAACGCAUCCACACUGGGGAGAAACCAUAUAAAUGCUUGGAGUGUGGAAAGAGUUUUCCUCAGAGUUCAAAGCUUACUAGCCAUCAACGUAUCCAAACUGGGGAGAAACCAUAUUUUUUUUAAUAAUUUUUUUAUUUGUUUCAUAUAUUUUAAAAAAAGAAAUACAUUUUUUAAAUUCCACAUUGUUGUAUAUUCCAUUUUACAUUUACUUUCCUAAUUAUUCCUUCAUAUAUAAGAUAUCAUACGGAAAACAUAUACAAAAUACAUCCGGUGUCACAAAUACUAAGAUAUAAGAAAAGAAAGAAGGAGAAAAAAGGAAAAAAAAUGAAGUGAAAGUAAUUAACUGGAUACUAACCUGUAAAUAAGAACAAAAGAACAUAAGAACAAGCCAUAUAGAAGAGUAAAAGUACAUAAGGG
Molecule: messenger RNA, 3599 nt
Organism: Sphaerodactylus townsendi
Lineage: Eukaryota; Metazoa; Chordata; Lepidosauria; Squamata; Sphaerodactylidae
Product: zinc finger protein 420-like
Exons: 8
Coding region: 78-3305 (1075 amino acids)
Biological process (GO): regulation of transcription by RNA polymerase II
Cellular component (GO): nucleus
Molecular function (GO): RNA polymerase II cis-regulatory region sequence-specific DNA binding; DNA-binding transcription factor activity, RNA polymerase II-specific
Source: RefSeq, a predicted model, not a curated record